GUAUUAUGGAUAUUGAUCUCAUUCUGAAAAUUGUUGUAUGUUGUUUUUAUUAUUUGGUGCUCAUUAACAAAUGGGAAAUUUACUUUGGUUAUUUAAUGUAACAGGUUUGAUACAUAUGAAGCGGAAUUUUCUUCAUUAAACGUCCAAGCUGUGGCUGUUGCACCAUUGAAUAGGUAUGUGAGUUUUAACUUCUGCUAGAGGAUUUAUAUGUAAGGAACAUUAUGUAGACAGCUUAAUCUUUUGUUUUCUCUUUUUCUGAUACUACUAUCUACUUCCUGGUUCUAACAGUCCAGAGAAAGUUAAGGCGAAGCCAUUGGGCAAGAGGAGAAGUGGCAGGAGAGGGGUGAGCAGAGAGCAGGAUCUUUACAAGAGGAACUACUUCCAUGCAUGCGAGAGCCUUCUAUCCUUGAUGAUGAACAAGAAACACGACGGGAAAGCAGCAAUCUUGUGGCUCAAGAAAUCUGGCCCUGAGCUUCCCGAGCUGCUGACCCAGUUCUCUGCUAGCAUUGCUGGCACUGGCCUUGCUGUUCUUUUCUCCGUGGCGUGCAAGGUAGCUUGUGGAAGGGUACCCUUAACCUCAUCAAAGCUGCUCAGCACAGGGUUGGCUUUCGGACUGGUUUGGCUCUCUUGGGCGGUGAAUAAGCUGCGGGACACAAUAAUCCAUGUCAGCAGGAAUGCUGGCAAGGGCCUCAAGGAUGAAGAAGUGAUGAGGAGUGUGGACAGGAGCUUGAAGGAUGUUUACUUCCGAGCUGCGACGUUGCUUGCUGUUGCUGUUCUGAGGGUCGCAUGAAUGGAUUUACCGUAGUACUCAUGGUUUGUGUGCAAAACGUAGUGUCGGGGGCCGUCUGCGGUUAGCAGUUUUGGUAUAGUUGCUUUCUGUUGAUGCUAGGUUUUCUUUUCUAUGUUUUGAACUGUGAUGAUUCUAGCUUAUGCCUCGUAGGUUUUGUGUUUAAUGAAUUAUCCCGUGACAGACAAUUUGUACACAUGCAAAUAAAAUACCGUAGUUUUGUGGUCUCUGCAUCUAGCUAAUGUUCUCGUCUUUACUAAGAAACUACAUAUGCGGUU
Messenger RNA from Linum trigynum, 1065 nucleotides. The record is from the annotation of a GenBank genome assembly. NCBI's taxonomy places the organism in Eukaryota, Viridiplantae, Streptophyta, Magnoliopsida, Malpighiales, Linaceae.